GGCGGCGUGGCCGGCGCCGCGCGGGAGCGAGCACGUCGGCGUGGCCCGGAAAACCGUUGUCAACGCGUGGCCUAAGGCUAAUGGCGGGGAUUCUUCUCGUGCAGAUGGAACAGAAGGUGGUCCUGCCUGAAUUUUGACUCCACCCCUAUGAACCUGCGCUGUUGAAAUUAGCCUGAAGCUCCUAUUCCUGGAGAAGCGCUUGAAGAGGAACGAUGGAAAAAUGGAGCUUGAUGACAGUAGCGGUCUUAAUUGGACUAACUGUUCGGUGGACAGUCUCUCUGAAUUCUUAUUCAGGAGCUGGAAAACCCCCAAUGUUUGGAGAUUAUGAAGCUCAGAGGCAUUGGCAAGAAAUUACUUUCAAUUUACCCAUUAAACAGUGGUACUUUAAUACCAGUGACAACAACCUGCAGUAUUGGGGAUUGGAUUAUCCACCUCUGACAGCUUACCACAGUCUAUUAUGUGCUUACGUGGCACAGUUUAUAAAUCCAGAGUGGGUUGCUCUCCACUCAUCCCGCGGAUAUGAGAGUCAGGCACACAAACUCUUUAUGCGCUCAACAGUUUUUAUUGCUGAUUUGGUCAUUUACGUACCCGCCGUUGUCAUAUACUGUUGUUAUUUAAAAGACAUUUCGCCCAAAAAAAAGGUUGCUACUGCCCUCUGCAUACUGCUGUAUCCAGGCCUUAUCCUUAUCGAUUAUGGACACUUUCAAUAUAACUCUGUGAGUCUUGGCUUUGCUUUGUGGGGGGUUCUCGGUCUGUCUUAUGACUGGGACCUUCUUGGAUCAUUGGCCUUUUGCUUGGCCGUCAGUUAUAAGCAGAUGGAACUGUACCACUCUUUGCCGUUCUUUUGUUUUCUGCUGGGCAAGUGCUUCAAGAGAGGCCUGAAAGGAAAGGGGUUUUUACUCUUUGUCAAACUCGCGUUCACGGUGAUUGCUACCUUCAUCCUCUGCUGGCUGCCGUUCUCGACCAAAGCUGACCAGACCCUGCAAGUACUUAAGAGACUCUUCCCUGUUGACCGUGGAUUGUUCGAGGAUAAAGUCGCCAAUGUUUGGUGUAGCUUAAAUGUUCUCCUAAAGGUAAAACAUAUUCUGACAACCCACAGCCAGCUGAAGCUCAGCUUUGCCCUAACAUUUCUGAGCCUACUUCCCGCUUGUAUAAAGUUAACUCUCCAGCCGUCUCUCAAAGGAUUUAAAUUUACCCUGGUGAGCUGUGCGUUGUCAUUCUUCCUGUUCUCCUUCCAAGUACAUGAAAAAUCCAUUCUUUUGGUCUCACUACCAGUCUGCUUAAUUCUAAAUGAAACACCUUUUAUGGCCACCUGGUUUUUACUCGUGUCAACCUUUAGCAUGCUUCCUCUUCUGCUCAAGGAUGGGCUGCUGAUGGCCUCUCUUGUGACCACGGGAGCGUUUUCCACCGCCUGUGUGGCUUCCCUUUCUAUCUUAGAGAAGACUUCUGAAGAGCAUCUGCUGCUAAAAUCCUUUUCCCUGUUUUCAAGCAGAUACAUCCCUUGUUUCAAGUUUCUUGCCAAGAAGAUCAAAAAUGGGUUCUAUAUCUCGCUCCUGUGCAUGGGCGUCCUGACGUUGCUGAGCGCCACUCUGAAUCCUCCACCCAAACUGCCAGACUUCUUUUCUGUCCUGGUGUCCCUCGCUGCCUGCUUACACUUCCUCUUCUUCCUGGGCUAUUUUAAUAUUGUAAUUAUGUGGGAUCACCGAAAUGCGAGAAGUCAAAAGAAAAUCAGCUAACUCUCUCCUCAGGAAUGAAUGCAACCAGACCGAUUGUGAAGAGGUAGCCAGGCCCGGUUUGCAAGGGCUCAGUUGGAAAGUCGUUUUAGGAAUCCUGUAUUAAGGGUCGGUGGACACUGCGUUAAGACUGAAAAUAAAUGCACGGAACAGGCAGUAAAGAUUUUUUUUGAUCUCUUCCCAGCCAAGCUGAAUGGUUUUGUCAAGAUGGGCAGCUGGCUCAAAGAGGAGAAUGAAAAAAAAAGGGCUAAUUGUGAUUAUUUACCCUGGAAAUUAUCAGGAAAAUCCAGUCCUGUUUCUUACUUAAAGAGACUGGUCUUUUACUGUUUGAAUUCAAACCUACAGCCCUGGACAAAGAAGAGAAUAGAGGCUAGGACUGUCCUACUUUUGGAUCAGUUCAAGGUUUUUGAUCAUGUAAGUGAACUCUAUCCUCUCACCUUAGUAUUUUUUUGGAUGAUAUAUUUUCCAGAUGUGGGAUAUUUUUUCCCAGCUGCAAGACUUGGCCCUUUUGAAUGAUCUCUAAGCACGUGACCCAAGCUAUGCAAUUCAAAAAUGAAUUUUCCCAGAAUGUAAGAUGACAGUGGUGUGGGGGGAAAUAAUUGGAAGUAUUCAUGGUCUUUGCCACUCAAUGGACUCUCUCUUCCCGCUCCCUCCCAAGACCAUUGUGUUUACAUAAGUCAAACCGCCUUCUCCAGCCUUUCGUUCCGCAAUAUGUGCUCUCAUGUGACAUCGCCAGGGCCACCACAGUAAUAACCGUGACUCAGUAGCAGGAUGACCAGAUUCGGCUCUCACCCUUUCCCGUUUUUACUCUGUUGUCGAGUUGCGGCUAUUAUUACAUCUUCUCCGUGUCUUAACCUGCGGUAUGAGGUGGGUAUAAGCCGUUUUCGUUUUCGUGGUUACAAAUAAAACCAUGUCGGUAUCUAUUU
Messenger RNA from Tachyglossus aculeatus (Australian echidna), 2659 nucleotides. RefSeq names its product ALG6 alpha-1,3-glucosyltransferase (gene ALG6). The transcript has 16 exons. Gene Ontology annotation, biological process: protein N-linked glycosylation. The coding region runs from base 213 to 1736 and encodes 507 amino acids. Gene Ontology annotation, molecular function: dolichyl pyrophosphate Man9GlcNAc2 alpha-1,3-glucosyltransferase activity. The record is from RefSeq and is a predicted model, not a curated record. Gene Ontology annotation, cellular component: endoplasmic reticulum membrane. NCBI's taxonomy places the organism in Eukaryota, Metazoa, Chordata, Mammalia, Monotremata, Tachyglossidae.